Epinephelus lanceolatus (giant grouper) is the source of this 791-nucleotide messenger RNA. Lineage: Eukaryota; Metazoa; Chordata; Actinopteri; Perciformes; Serranidae. The record is from RefSeq and is a predicted model, not a curated record.
UCUUCCUCCCCUCUCACAGGUAGCCGCUCUGUCAGGCGAUGCUCGCCGAUGUUUGGACAUCUGUCGCAGGGCGACAGAGAUCUGUGAGCACUCUGCUGCUGACCCUUCUGCCUCAAGAUUGGUGGGAAUGAGUCACGUGAUGGAGGCGCUGAAUGAAAUGUUUUCCUCCGCCUACAUCACUGCCAUCAAGUGUGCAUCACUGCAGGAGCAGCUCUUCCUCAGGGCAAUCAUUGCUGAGUUUCGCCGACUUGGAUUGGAGGAGGCCACCUUCCAACAGGUGUUUGUGCAGCACCAGGCUCUGUGUCGGGUGGAGGGUCUGCAGCCAGUCACCGUGUCGGAGGGUCUGGCGGUGUGUCAGCGUCUGGGAGCCUGCAGGUUACUGCUGCUGGAGUCCAGCCGUUUGGGAGUCCUGCAGAGAGUCCGCCUCAAUGUGAGCCAGGACGACAUGCUCUACGCCCUGAAAGCUGACUGAAGGAGAAUCCUCUUCAGACUCAUUUAUCUGAACUACAUGAGACGUUAACCUGUCUGAGUUACACAACCUGAAACGAAACAGAUUUCAGUUUUUAAACCUUAAUAUUAAGUCGAGGCACAGAUUUGGAGUCAGUUUUUUUGCAUUUGAUGGUAUGUUUUCUCCAUAAAUCAGUUAGUCUUUAAUUAUUUUAAGUUUUGAUGUUCCCAGUUUAAAAUGAGAGAUUUGUCUUUCUGGAAUUGUUUUUAACAUUGUAUAGUGCAUCUGUUUGUUUUAUGUUUAAUACCUGAAUAUGCAAUAAAACUCCACCUUUAAUAUGAAU